AUGCGUCCUCUCCACAUUCACAGGUUUAUCAACGCUGCCAUCUUUACUUCAGCCGUUAUCUGCCUUUCCAAUAUAUCAACUGCAGUAUGCAGUUCGGAUGGCCAAUCUCCAAUUCGUGGCAUACCGUCUUGCGCUCAGCCCUGUGUGGAGAAGUUCGUAACCUCAGAAUACCCAUCCAAUUCAUGCAGUGGUCUAGGAGACAUUGAUUGUCUUUGCCGGACGAAUACCACAAGUGGCCUCACUCUCGGUGAAGCAACUCUGAGUUGUACUAUAUCGUUCUGCUCCUUGGACGUUGUGUCGAGUUCCAACGUCUAUGAAAUUUGCAACUCCGUAUCUGGGGCCCUUCCCGAAACACAUCCAACGAUUACUGCGACAAUCCUGCAAACGACAUCUACGUUCAUCCCAGCAAGCAGUACGCAGACGUCAACUUCGAACACAGCGUAUUCGACGCCUUCAGCUUCCAAAACUACGCUCGUUACCAGUCCGUCCAGUACGCGCCCUGUUACCACCUCCCAAUCGUCUCCAUCAACGUCAUGGACUACUUCAAUAAAGAGCAGUGCCUCUCAAUCAGCCCAUUCCUCCCCGUCACCAUCAGCCACGCAAUCAGCCUCUUCCCUGAGCACGCCGGCCGUCGUUGGAGUAUCUGUUUCUACCGGGAUCUCGGCUCUAUUUCUGGCAGGUGUCUUCUUUUACUUCUGUGUAAGGAAAAUAAGGCGCGGGAAGAGUGAGACUUUUGAGAUAGGGGGUAGCAUGGCUGAGCCUCCUGAUUUUGCUCCAUCGACUCCACGGAACCCGCCACCAAAUCCUGGACAGAACGCGGGCGAAAACACAGUCAAGCCGACUUUUCACAAUUUUCCAUUAGAGCCGGUGACUCGUGGCGGUCCGUUGAUUACUGUCACAAAACAGGCCGCUGGUCCCGCGCCAACAGGUGAAGCAAUUGGAAUCGCCAUAACCCCGGAAACGGAGCGUGGCGGUUCUCCAGAAAGCCAGUCAUCGCAGCGCACGCUGUCCCAGCUACUUCCUGAUAAGCCCGAUUAUGCACUCUAUCCGGAGCCGCUGCGCCUAAGUCGUCAAGGCGUACGGCCAACGAGUGGAGGAACAGCCUUCGAAGAAGAUAGUGGGCGACGAAGAAGCAUUUUCGGUCCCCUGCUCGAAGUAGCGCGGAACCAGCCCACAAGAGCAGAUAAACUGACAGGUCAACAAUUUCCGCGAAAAGGUAACGGCAGGCCGUAUCCAGGACUUCCGUCAGAUCCUCGUGCAUUGAUAUAUGCGGCUGAAAGGACACAAAAUCAAAAACCGCAUCCAGGAGGCCAAAUGGUUCAGUUGCCUGUACAGCAGAACAAGUCAUCCGACGCCAAUGGAGGUCGUCAUCAUGGACCAUCGCGCGGCGACACAGACUGGCCCCUGAAUGACAGAAACCGACGAAGUUUCGGACGAGGGCUGUCUCGUCUUGGAGGGCGUCGCUCGUCUUUGAAUCGGCGUUCGAAUAGUCGCAAUUCCGAGUGUUCGGAUACCAGCUUUGAAAGCAUUGACACCGAAGAUGACGAUGGAACGCCUGACUGGAAUCUUCCGCCCGCAAAGCCACUGAGUCCAGUCAGAGAGAAUUCGGCUCCUUUGGACGCGACUCAAGUGACUGGAUUGUCAUUGCUGUAUCCGACUGGAAAUUCGCCGGUAAAGUAUCCCAAAAUGCCGCGUUCCGCCUCUGUCAGUAGGGAUGCGGAGGUCAUACCGGUCCCUAGAGCGGCGAAACUCCAUGAGAGGAUGAAUCCGCCGAUGCGGGGUGGCAACGAGGCUACUGCGGCAGCUUCUCGAGGCCGCCCAUCAGAGCAAGGGAUUAACCAAAUCCCUAUUUUCUUGAGCGAGACAUCCCGAUCGCGCUCUAGUAGCCCUGCAAGCAGUCUCCUGGCGAAACGGCGUGGGGAUGCAAUAGCAGAAAAGAUGGAGACCGAAUUCAGAAAUGGAAGUCAGCGCGAUCUCACUGCCAACUAUGAGGGAAGACGGCCGAAAUGGAGGGUCGUCAAAGAAGUCGUUAACACCGAUGAGGGAAGGCAUCAAAAGCGAGGGGUCAACACAGAUAUGUCCAGGACCCCUCCCAAUCGAGGACAACCGGAGUCACCUCGAGAGCACAAUAUCACACCGUCGAGAAGAGGUGCAGACCUCUUUCUCAGCGUGGAUUGA
Molecule: messenger RNA, 2178 nt
Organism: Rasamsonia emersonii CBS 393.64
Lineage: Eukaryota; Fungi; Ascomycota; Eurotiomycetes; Eurotiales; Trichocomaceae
Exons: 1
Coding region: 1-2178 (725 amino acids)
Source: RefSeq, a predicted model, not a curated record